AUGGACAUUUUAUUUUCAGCGAUAGGUCAGCAUUUACACAUGGAUAUAGUGGGACCAUUAAUUUACUGCGAAGGAUUCAGAUAUAUUGUUACUAUGGUAGAUAGGAAAACGGGUUGGCCAGAAGCUUAUCCUGUAAAAGACAUUAGUGCUGAAACUGUUACAGAGAUCAUGUAUUCAGGAUGGAUAUCAAGAUUUGGGUGCCCCCUACAUAUUACUACCGAUCAAGGAUCCACAUUUUUGUCACAAUUGUUUACACAUUUGACCAGAAGAAUGGGCAUAAAUAAAUUUAGAACAACAGCGUACCAUCCACAGACGAAUGGCCUCGUAGAAAGAUAG
Messenger RNA from Pieris macdunnoughi, 336 nucleotides. NCBI's taxonomy places the organism in Eukaryota, Metazoa, Arthropoda, Insecta, Lepidoptera, Pieridae. The record is from the annotation of a GenBank genome assembly.